Molecule: messenger RNA, 815 nt
Organism: Xiphophorus hellerii (green swordtail)
Lineage: Eukaryota; Metazoa; Chordata; Actinopteri; Cyprinodontiformes; Poeciliidae
Gene: mrps16
Product: mitochondrial ribosomal protein S16
Exons: 4
Coding region: 188-577 (129 amino acids)
Biological process (GO): mitochondrial translation
Cellular component (GO): mitochondrial small ribosomal subunit; ribosome
Molecular function (GO): structural constituent of ribosome
Source: RefSeq, a predicted model, not a curated record
CAACGACGCUGCUGCGUAACAUCCGGCUUAAACAUGGCUGCGCCCUGACGAAUGUCACACUCUCUUGUGAGAAAGAAAACAUUUUGGUAAUAUUUGCAGGUCGAUCAAGAGUGGAGCGAAACAUCGAAAGGAGAAAGCUGUGACUAUCAUCUGUGCGUCAUUCUCCGCCCUGAGAGGGUGAUUCAUCAUGGUGCAUUUAUCGUCCCUCCUUUUGAAGAACUACCACGCCGGCUACGUCGUCAUCCGGCUCGCCCUCGCAGGCCACAAACAAGCCAACCGACCCUUUUAUCGCAUCGUGGCGGCUUACAACAAGAGGUCAAGGGAUGGUAAAUACAUCGAGCAGCUGGGCAGCUUCGACCCGCUCCCUAACAUCUACAAUGAGAAGCUUGUUAGUUUCAACUUCGACCGGAUCAAGUACUGGAUCGGCUGCGGUGCUCACACGUCCAAACCGGUGGCCAAACUUCUAGGGUUGUCUGGGUUUUUCCCCCUCCAUCCCAUGACGGUAACGGAGGCAGAGCGUCGAAGAGCUCAGGCGAAGCUGGCAGAAACGGAGGAGGAGAAACAGGCUGACGUGUGAUCGGAUCAAAGGGAAGCUGCUGUUUGAAAGAAAACUUAUAAAAACACGUUUUUCCUCUUUCUUGGUGGACUGCUCAAAGCAACUGAUCUAAUGUCUUGAAGAACAAACUUCUUCAAAAAUGUGAACAACUCAUAAUGUUGGGGGAAAAAAUCAACAGCUUUGAGUUGAUCGUAGAUUGACAAAGGCUGUAUCUUUUGGUUAUUUUUUUUAUUAUUAAAAAAAUGUGUCAUAACUGCAA